Leptidea sinapis is the source of this 780-nucleotide messenger RNA. RefSeq lists its product as uncharacterized. The transcript has a single exon. NCBI's taxonomy places the organism in Eukaryota, Metazoa, Arthropoda, Insecta, Lepidoptera, Pieridae. The record is from RefSeq and is a predicted model, not a curated record. Bases 1 to 780 code for a protein of 259 amino acids.
AUGGACGGCGACAAUAUACACAACCAGGUACGGACAUCAGGAAAUGUCACCCUCCGAAAGAACAAUUUGCAACGCAACCGGCCGGACGAAAUGCAAUCACUGGUUUCAGAAAUCUGCUUAUUGAGAGAAGGUAUGGCAAAGCUUCAAACUGAAUUCACAAGCCACUUCGAGACUUUAUCAGAAAAACUUCAGAACUACAAUACACGUAUUCUUAAGCUAGAAGAGCAAGAAAAGGAGAAUUCUGUACUUAAAAUAGAAGUUUCUGAGCUCAAACGCCAGCUAAACCAACAGGCCCAGCUAUCUCUUAACUCAGAGCUAGAAAUAAUAGGUCUCCCUGAAACUCCCAACGAAAACCCAUUUCACAUGGUUCUAACUACAGCCACAAAGAUUGGGAUGAAGCUAGAAGAAGCUGAUGUGAACUUUGCAUCCCGAGCAGGCCCACGCCAUUCCAGUGGUAAAAAUGACAGUCGACCUCGUCCCUUGGCGAAGCGCGAAGAGUUUUUCAAAAAUGCGAAAAUGCGGCGCUCGGCCCUAACCACCAAGGACAUAGUACCAGCUGGACCCGAAAUGAAACUGUUUGUAAAUGAGCGCCUGACCAGUACUAGCCGGCGGUUAUUUCGUGAUGCCCGGGCUUGGAUUAAGGAGAAUGGAUUUAAAUACUGCUGGACUCAAAGAGGAAAUAUAUAUAUCAGAAAGCACGAGGGUCGAGACGGAAGCCCGGCCCAUCAGAUUCGUUCUCUUGAGGAUCUCCAGAACUUCUCAGACAAACGUAACGAAUAA